AGAUAUAAUGCGAGGAAAACGAAAUCUGGUGGCUAAACCAGCCAAGAAGAUGAACCAGCCGGUCAAAAAGUCUACAUUAAAGUCGAAACCUGGGCGAAAAUCCAAGACAUCUAGCACAUUAAAGAAUCAAGGUUUGAUCAACAUUAACGUUGAUAAACUGAACAGGUUCAAUGAACUUAAGAAGGAGAAAAGUCGUGCUAAAGAAGUGAAUGAACUAGAAUGUGAUAUGUGUGACUUUUUGGCAACAUCAGAGUUCCUGCUAACAACACACAAACAAAUCAAGCAUAUUGGAAACAGUCAAUAUUACCCGUGUACUGAGUGUGACUACGUAACAAUAGUUCAGAAAAGUCUGUAUUUACACAUACAGGAGGAUCAUAACAAAGGUCGAUACCCCUGUCCUAAAUGUGAAAGCAGAUUUACUUCACCAACAGGGAUGAUAGAGCACAUGAAGAGUAAACACAAUUCAUAGAUGUUUUUUACAAAGUAAGGUCGGAACUUUAGUUAUGUUAAUCCCUGAAGUAAGUACUAAUCCGUUUAUUGUGUUGAUCCACGGAUUUAGUUGAUUUCUUCUAAAUAUCUUUAAUGGCUGAUGAGAGAUAAUAAAAUUUUUCACAAAUUUAAGCUUUUAACACUUAAUCGUUUUAAAUUAACAGUUUCCGCUAGAAUUCCGGAGGGUGGAUUAGCGCAAUCUUUAAAAAAAAAGUUCCGAGCUUGGGUUCAACGGAUUAAAUCGGCAUUAUUCAUGAAUGGAGAAGAAAAUGGAACAAAUA
Eurytemora carolleeae is the source of this 770-nucleotide messenger RNA. RefSeq names its product RE1-silencing transcription factor B. Bases 8 to 469 code for a protein of 153 amino acids. Lineage: Eukaryota; Metazoa; Arthropoda; Copepoda; Calanoida; Temoridae. The transcript is spliced from 4 exons. The record is from RefSeq and is a predicted model, not a curated record.